GCUCACAGCCGCGCUCCAGCCCCAGCUCUGCAGUGUAGCAUCAGUCCCCUCCUCCGACACCACGCUUCAGUAUCUUCUUUCCACCUCGACCCAUUUUGAACAUAUUCACGCUUAGUUCGGCCGUAGCAGCCAUAUACGCAUUGUUCUGGAUGCUGCCCAUACAUGCACUCAAUACCACAGUCAUUUCAAUAUGUAUUCCAACGUGCUCGUUUGCUUGUUUCCCCUUUCAAAAAUGGGCUUGCUGUAUUCAGAACCCAGAGAUCGGUCACCCCGGAAUCGAGGUGCCGGUGCGCAUCCGCCAGUCGCUCGCACAUUACUGCCAAUCCUUUAAAAACGGGACACCUUGGUUGGUCGUUGGUCAAAUAGUUUGUUGCCCAAUACCAUCGCGCGCUGGUCAUGACCAUUCUGUGAUGUGGUGAUCCGCCCUCAUUCAUAGCCUUAGAAGAUAUGCCUCCAUAUUCAGCGUGUCCAAGAGCACCAUUCACCGCUGGCACUCCGAGACCAGUGUGCAUGUCGAUUGCGAAGAUGGAGAGUGA
Molecule: messenger RNA, 536 nt
Organism: Polychytrium aggregatum
Lineage: Eukaryota; Fungi; Chytridiomycota; Chytridiomycetes; Polychytriales
Exons: 1
Coding region: 150-419 (89 amino acids)
Source: RefSeq, a predicted model, not a curated record